CCAUGGAAUCAGUUUUUAUAACCUUAAUAGAUUAACAUCUGUUCUGCAAUGUUUCAUCACUUUUUCCAUUAAAGUGAGCGUAUUUUUACCAAUUCUAGUUGUUUUUAUACGUAAAAUAUGAUCGAAUCGUGUCCUAAGAAACGUAUGCUGCUAGGAAUAACUGCAUUAGGAAUAUUAACAGUGUUAGUGCUAAUAGUUGAGUCUCACUGGACAGACAGAACAAAUCCAUCAAGAAAACGCAUUUUCAUUGUGGAGCAAAACUCUUCAUGCUUUGAGAAAGAACAUUUUGAGAUUGUCAAUGAGUGUGAACCAUGCACAGAUUUUGAAAUUGCCAGUAAAAGCAUAGGAGUCUGCAUCCACACCCACUACAAAGAAGUCCUCAAAUGUGCAGGAGGUGAAACAGUUACCAGAAGUUGUGACAAAACCGCAUACAUUGAAGAACGAAUCUUCUGGCAGUUUGAAGGUUUUAUGUUUUUUGGUGCCAUCAUCAGCACACUCUGUACAAUCAGCAGAAAACGCGUGUUAAAUCGACGAGUAUUGCAACGUAUGCAGAGACAACUCGCUAAUAGUGUUUAAUUUAUAUGACAAACAACAAAUACUUGAUUACAAAAUGGCGGCUACGCUGUAUAUCAACACCAACAGCGACAAUAUUCACGAUACACUAGAAGUAGAUCUUGAAACUCUUCUAGUAUUAAAUGUCUAUAAAAUUUG
Dalotia coriaria is the source of this 711-nucleotide messenger RNA. It is a transcript of the gene JTBR, whose product is annotated as jumping translocation breakpoint protein JTBR. The coding region runs from base 118 to 576 and encodes 152 amino acids. The transcript has 3 exons. Gene Ontology annotation, cellular component: centrosome; spindle; midbody. The record is from RefSeq and is a predicted model, not a curated record. NCBI's taxonomy places the organism in Eukaryota, Metazoa, Arthropoda, Insecta, Coleoptera, Staphylinidae. Gene Ontology annotation, biological process: mitotic cytokinesis.